AUGGCGCCUAAGAAAAAGGGAGAGGGGAAGAAGAAGAAGAAGAAGACAGAUAUCGAGACAGCUUCUAAGGCCAUAGAGGAAGUCCUAACAGAGACCCGGGAGUUCUACCAUAUCCAAAUCCGGGACCUGGAGAAUCGGCUUGACAGGUACAAAAAGAAGUGGGAUGAGUUGUUCCAACAGGACAAAGUGUUCCAGGAGGAGUUUGACCAGCUGGCCCACAACAAAAAGGAGGUUGUUUCCUUCCUGAAACGAACUCUCAACCAACGUAUAGAUGAGAUUGCUGACCUUAAUUCUCAGCUGCAGGGACUGCAGAUCUCUAAAGAGAUGGAGAAGGAUGCCUUUGAGGCCCAGCUGGCCCAGGUACGCCAUGAGUUCCAGGAGACCAAAGACCAGCUCACCGUGGAGAAUAUCACGCUAGGGGGUAAGCUGGCUGCCCUUGAGGAGUUCCAGUUCCAGAAAAGCGAUCUCUUGGCCAAGUUUUCCCUUUUGGAGGAACAGCUAAAGAAGCAGCAAGAUGACUACAAGUCUUAUAUUUACCACAUGAAAAAGAAAGCUUUGAUGGAUAAAGAAAGACUUCGGAAGGACAUAAUCCAUCGUAUGAAUACAGUGGCAGCUGAGUUUCGCAGGGUUUCUAGCUCCCAGAUGGCAGAGACAACAAAAAGAGCUAUCCGGGAGAAUGUGGCGGUGGCUCUGGAUCUGGCCAGAGUAAAUUCUGGAAACUUGGAGCAGCUAAAGGAGAAUGAUAAGCUAAAAGAGUCUAAGUUGGAGUUGUGCAAUCAGCUGGCCCUUCUGGAGAAAGAUGAAAAGACCAUGGUCAAAAACAACCUUACUCACAUCAAGAUAAUCCAACUUCUUUCUGAAAAGUACCAUGAGCAGCAGCAUGCAGAAGUGGAAGUUGACAAGCUUCGGAUAAUAUUGAACCAGGCAGAGGUUGCUUUUCAGCGGAUGGAGGAAGACAACAAAGAGCUAAAGGACAGGAUAGAAAGCUUGAGGAGGCAACUGAAUAGUCAGAAGACAGAGGAGAAGAGACUGACAAGGGAGCUGAAAACAGAGAAGGAAAAUCGGCAAAGCCUGGAGAUUUUGCUGACCAAAGCCACCUGCCACCUCCAGGACUUGCUAAAGACACGCCCUGAGAAAACGAAGGCUGGCGAGGUCGACCUGUUAUUCCAGCUGGGGAGGAAGGAGAUGCUUCGGCAGCUGUUGACUAUGCUGAAUGAGGCUGUGGGGGUGGGACCCCGUGUCCCCGAGUUUCUGCCUCCCCCGAUUAAGUCCCCCUCGAUCCAGUCCUUCUUGACCACUAUUGAGGAGAGUUCUCAGCAGCCUGAGCCCCCACCUCUGCUCCAGCAACUGGCCGACAUCCAGCCUUACAGGCUUGGGGAUUUGGGCCUGGUGCCCCGUCCACCCUCAACCACAGAGGUUGUCCAAGAUGCGGCUACAUUCAGAAACCUUAGGCCUGUUAAGGCCUUCAGCAACCCUGAGAUUCCGAGCCCUCGAAUUUUGAGUGGGCUCAAGCAGGUCAGCAUGCCAGCUUUCCACCUGCACCCCAGUUGGGGGGGACAGGAGGAAUAG
This is a messenger RNA of Trichosurus vulpecula (common brushtail), 1569 nucleotides long. RefSeq names its product cilia- and flagella-associated protein 157-like. Lineage: Eukaryota; Metazoa; Chordata; Mammalia; Diprotodontia; Phalangeridae. Gene Ontology annotation, biological process: sperm axoneme assembly. Gene Ontology annotation, cellular component: ciliary basal body; cilium. The coding region runs from base 1 to 1569 and encodes 522 amino acids. The transcript is spliced from 9 exons. The record is from RefSeq and is a predicted model, not a curated record. Gene Ontology annotation, molecular function: microtubule binding.